Vanessa atalanta (red admiral) is the source of this 1457-nucleotide messenger RNA. Its product is annotated as glycine receptor subunit alpha-2-like. Lineage: Eukaryota; Metazoa; Arthropoda; Insecta; Lepidoptera; Nymphalidae. The coding region runs from base 192 to 1328 and encodes 378 amino acids. Gene Ontology annotation, biological process: chemical synaptic transmission; chloride transmembrane transport; regulation of membrane potential. Gene Ontology annotation, molecular function: chloride channel activity; neurotransmitter receptor activity; transmembrane signaling receptor activity. Gene Ontology annotation, cellular component: neuron projection; membrane; synapse. The record is from RefSeq and is a predicted model, not a curated record. The transcript is spliced from 9 exons.
AAUUAUUAGAAGUGGAAGGAGAUGUUUCAAAAAUUAUAAUGUUGGACAAAUUAUAGAUAGCAAAUAGUUUUAACCAAUUAAACGUAAAGUGAACAAUAUUAAUGUAAUUAAAAAAUAUAUUCAUAGUUAUCAAUAGUAUUAAUAUAUAGAUAAAAUUUUAUUUUAAAUAAUUAAAAUAAUUUUAAAACAAAAUGGCUGCUGAAAAAUUAUUAUGGUUAACGAUGUUGUUGAUUCGUCUGUGGCUUGGUGCUGGAGAUCUUUGUUAUGCACAGUCAACACUGCUCGCCUUCCAAGAUCUUCUACCUGAUGACCCUCGCUUGUACGACAAAAUGCGCCCUCCCAAGAAGGAUGAUCAACCCACCAUCGUUAACUUCCACGUUACUGUCAUGGGACUCGAUUCCAUUGACGAAAAUUCUAUGACCUACGCUGCCGAUAUAUUCUUUGCUCAAACCUGGAAAGACUUUCGACUUAGAUUACCAGAGAACAUGACCACUGAAUACAGACUCCUGGAAGUGGAUUGGUUGAAACAAAUGUGGCGACCAGACUCAUUCUUCAAGAACGCGAAAUCCGUCACCUUUCAAACGAUGACAAUACCCAACCACUACGUGUGGUUAUACAAGGACAAAACCAUCUUGUAUAUGGUGAAGUUGACCUUGAAAUUGAGCUGUGCCAUGAACUUCCUCAUCUAUCCUCAUGACACGCAGGAGUGCAAGCUUCAAAUGGAGAGCUUGUCUCAUACAACAGAUGACCUCAUAUUCCAAUGGGAUCCAGAAGUACCGUUGGUGGUCGAUGAAAACAUCGAAUUACCCCAACUGGAACUCGUUCAGAACAGAACUGCUGAUUGCACUCAAGUUUAUUCAACUGGUAAUUUCACGUGCCUUGAAGUCAUAUUUAAGCUGAAGCGACGUCUGGGCUAUCACUUGUUCAACACUUAUAUACCGACCUGCCUGAUCGUAAUUAUGUCCUGGGUAUCAUUCUGGAUAAAACCGGAUGCCGCACCAGCGCGUGUGACACUCGGCGUGACGUCUCUCCUAACUCUCUCGACGCAACACGCCAAGUCACAAGCGCAGCUUCCACCCGUGUCGUAUCUGAAAGCUGUGGACGCCUUCAUGUCUGUGUGCACUGUUUUCGUAUUCAUGGCGCUAAUGGAGUACUGCCUUGUCAACAUUAUUCUGGAUGACAGAGCCGCAAAGCCAAAGGAACCAGCAGAAGCCGCCAAAGCACGUAUGAGGGCCAUCAGCAUCGACCGCUUCUCGCGCGUCUUCUUCCCCCUUCUCUUCGCGGUCCUCAACCUGACUUACUGGAUCCAGUUCGCACAAUACAUCUGAUUGUCUUAAAUGACACUAUGUGUCCUUUACUCCGAACUUUCCGUAGUUAUCUGCUAAAGCGGAAAUUAUUCGUGAAGAUUCGGCUGUACAUUCUCGGUUUUAUUAACUAUCGAGUGUUUUUGUUACGUU